UUCCGCCAUUUAAAGCGUACAGUUCAGCGGGGUUUACCCCGAGCUGUGCAGAUAUCGCCACAACCUAAUUUAGGGCGAUUCCAUCCCUCUCCCCAAACGCACUCCUUCCAGUGAUCCGCACUCUGACGGCGCUGCGCCGCGGGACCGGGCCGCCAGGGGGCGCCGCGACCCAGCCCUCAGCUGCGCCUGCGCAAGCGCCGCGCGCGAGCCCGAGAGCGAACCCACCGAGCGCGCGCCCGCCCCGUGGAGUGCGCCUGCGCGGAGCCCGUGGCCGCGCCAGCUCCCGCAGGGGGCUCGUCGCUGGGCGGCCGGGCUAUGGGGGAGGCUGAGGUGGGCGGCGGCGGCGCGGCGGGCGACAAGGGGCCGGGGGAAGCGGCCACCAGCCCUGCCGAGGAGACGGUGGUGUGGAGCCCCGAGGUGGAGGUGUGCCUCUUCCACGCCAUGCUGGGCCACAAGCCCGUCGGUGUGAACCGGCACUUCCACAUGAUCUGUAUCCGAGACAAGUUCAGCCAGAACAUCGGGCGGCAGGUCCCAUCCAAGGUCAUCUGGGACCACCUGAGCACCAUGUAUGACAUGCAGGCACUGGCACCAUGGCCUUUGCUCACGGCUGUCGCGGGCCCUGAAGGCGCUCUCCUGGAGGGGGAGCCCAUGCAGCCAGGCCACACCGGCAUGACAGCACUGCCUGACUCUGCCCCCGGAGGCGUGCCAGCCGGCGGAGCGGCCCCAGCAUCAUCUCAGCAUGAGUCUGAGAUUCUUCCAUUCCCAAAUCCAGAGAGGAACUUCGUCCUUCCAGAAGAAAUCAUUCAAGAAGUCCGAGAAGGAAAAGUGGUCAUUGAGGAGGAUACGAACGAGGAAAUGAAGGAAGACGUGGACCCCCACAAUGUGGCCGAUGAUGUUUUUUCAUCUUCAGGAAGCUUGGGGAAAGCAACAGAAAAGUCCAGUAAAGACAAAGACAAGAGCAACUCAGACUUGGGGUCCAAAGAGGGGCCGGACAAGCGGAAGCGCAGCCGGGUCACCGACAAAGUCCUGACCGCCAACAGCAACCCCUCCAGCCCCAGCGCGGCCAAGCGGCGCCGGACGUAGACGCUCACGGCAGGCGGGCACCGUGGUCACCAGGCAGUCGGCGGGUCAAAUGCCACUGGGCCUGCUGCCUGCCCUCAGGUGCCAGAGGCUCCCGCGGUGCCACUCAGAUCGCCUGGGCUCAGAUGGCCCCUGACGACCGGAACAGGACCCGUUCAGAUGCUGAGACCCGAGAGGUGUGAGCCCAGGCCACGAUCACGCCGGACACUCGUGGCUUCGUGACGACAGCUGAGCUGCGCCUGUGGCUAAGCGUUGGCACGGGCCUGCAAACCAGGCUGCGUGGGCAGAGAGCGGGGCACAGCCAGCAAUAACACACCGACCCCCUCUGUGCUCUGAGGAGCCCCAGUCUUCCCGUUCGUCCAUCUGUCCAUCUGUCUACCGCUGUCAACCGACUGCGGCCUCAGGAGAGCGUCAGGCCGCGGGCGCCGGCCCCUCCACCACCCGAGAGACUGAGAACUGGGUGUUUUGCCUCACUCACUUGUACUGUAACGAUGUAUAUAAUUUGGUUGGUGUUUCACUAUUUAAUUUUUAAGGAGCCUAUUUUACUAGUGUUUUAUAUGAAAAAAAAUACUGCAGAAGUUAAA
Molecule: messenger RNA, 1664 nt
Organism: Delphinapterus leucas (beluga whale)
Lineage: Eukaryota; Metazoa; Chordata; Mammalia; Artiodactyla; Monodontidae
Gene: MRGBP
Product: MRG domain binding protein
Biological process (GO): regulation of transcription by RNA polymerase II
Cellular component (GO): NuA4 histone acetyltransferase complex; nucleus
Source: RefSeq, a predicted model, not a curated record